This is a messenger RNA of Chelmon rostratus (copperband butterflyfish), 1287 nucleotides long. RefSeq names its product alcohol dehydrogenase class-3 chain L. Gene Ontology annotation, molecular function: S-(hydroxymethyl)glutathione dehydrogenase [NAD(P)+] activity; zinc ion binding. The coding region runs from base 81 to 1211 and encodes 376 amino acids. Lineage: Eukaryota; Metazoa; Chordata; Actinopteri; Chaetodontiformes; Chaetodontidae. Gene Ontology annotation, cellular component: cytosol. The record is from RefSeq and is a predicted model, not a curated record. Gene Ontology annotation, biological process: formaldehyde catabolic process. The transcript is spliced from 9 exons.
CUUGGUGAUUGGUCUAAACUCUGAUAAGCAGUCUGCACUCAUACCUAAGCUUGAGAGCGACAGUUCGGUCGUGAAACAGCAUGGCAACCGCAGGGAGGGUGAUCCGCUGCAAAGCUGCAGUAGCAUGGGAGGCUGGGAAACCUCUUGUGAUGGAGGAGGUGGAGGUGGCGCCUCCUAAAAGCGGGGAAGUUCGCCUAAAGAUUGCGGCCACAGGGAUCUGUCACACUGACUCCUACACACUAAGUGGCUCCGACCCUGAGGGAGUUUUCCCGGUGGUGCUGGGCCACGAGGGAGCCGGCGUUGUGGAGAGCGUCGGCGAGGGAGUCACCAAGUUUCAACCAGGGGACACGGUUGUACCCUUGUACGUCCCACAGUGUGGAGAGUGCAAGUUCUGUAAGAAUCCCAAAACCAACUUGUGUCAAAAGAUCAGGAUCACUCAGGGCAAAGGCUUGAUGCCAGAUGGGACAUCCCGUUUCUCCUGCAAAGGCAAGAGCCUGUUUCACUUCAUGGGCUGUAGCACAUUCUCCGAGUACACGGUGGUGGCCGAGAUCUCCCUGGCCAAAGUGGACCACAGGGCCCCUCUGGACAAGGUGUGUCUACUGGGCUGUGGCAUCACCACGGGUUAUGGAGCUGCUCUAAACACUGCCAAGGUGGAGGCCGGCUCAGCCUGUGCAGUGUUUGGCCUGGGAGCACUGGGCCUUGCAGCAAUCAUGGGCUGUAAGGCAGCCGGGGCAGCCAGGAUUAUUGGAAUCGAUCUAAACCCUGACAAGUUUAAAACUGCUCGAGAGUUCGGUGCCACCGACGUGCUGAACCCGAAGGACCAUAGCAAGCCAAUCCAAGAGGUCUUGGUAGAGAUGACAGAUGGAGGUGUGGACUACUCCUUUGAAUGUGUGGGCAACGUGGCAAUCAUGAGGGCAGCGCUGGAGGCCUGCCAUAAAGGAUGGGGCACCAGCGUCAUCAUCGGGGUGGCCGCAGCAGGACAAGAGAUCUCCACCCGGCCGUUCCAGCUGGUGACCGGACGCACCUGGAAAGGCACUGCUUUCGGAGGAUACAAAAGUGUCGAUAGCGUUCCCAAACUGGUGGAGGAGUACAUGAACAAGAAGCUCAAAGUGGAUGAAUUUGUGACUCACACUCUGCCCUUUGAGAAGAUCACUGACGGUUUUGAUCUCAUGCAUGCUGGAAAAUGCAUUCGCGUCGUCCUGCAGUUCUAGAUGCAGAGGAGCACAGAAAACUAUGAUCUCACUCCGUAUUUACCCUGCUCACUUGAAUAAAUAAUCUUUCAAUUCA